Molecule: messenger RNA, 2067 nt
Organism: Cajanus cajan (pigeon pea)
Lineage: Eukaryota; Viridiplantae; Streptophyta; Magnoliopsida; Fabales; Fabaceae
Source: RefSeq, a predicted model, not a curated record
AUUGCAUUUGCACUGAGCAGCCAAAAGAGUGAAAAACCAAGAAUACUACAUGGUAGCUAGUAGCUAGAUGUAAAGCGUAAACGCAUUACGGAAUCUUGCUCCUCUAUAAAUGGCAAGCGGUGGAACCGAAUUCCCAACACAAACUACUCAUCGCUUGCAAACUGAAACCUAAUCUAGUUCUCCCAAUGGCCAACACUAAGUCACGCAAUACGAUUCUCAUCAUCCUCUUCCUAUCCUCGUUAUUCGUAUCUCAAGCAUUCGAAGACACCCGCGUCUCUCCCAGAACCAUAUGCAAAUCCACCCCAGACCCUUCUUAUUGCAGUUCCGUGCUCCCACCCCAAAACGGCAGCGUUUACCACUACGGGAGGUUCUCCGUCAGAAAGUCGCUGUCCCAAGCCACCACUUUCUUAAACUUAGUCAACAAAUAUCUGAAACGCCGCUCCUCUCUCUCGAGCGCCGCAAUCCACGCGCUCCAAGAUUGCCAAACCCUCGCCGAGCUCAACGUGGAUUUUCUCUCGACUUCCUUCCAAACGGUCAACAAAACAACGCCAUUCCUACCCACUUCGGAAGCCGACGACAUUCAAACCCUCCUCAGCGCCAUUCUCACCAACCAACAAACCUGCUUAGAAGGCCUUCAACUUCAACCCAACGCCUCCCUCACCCACCGACUCUCCCUUCCGCUUUCCAACGACACCAAGCUCUACACCGUCUCUCUCGCGCUCUUCACAAAGGGAUGGCUUCCCCACCACGCUAACGUCACCGCCUUUCACCCCACCUCCACCCACCUCUACGACUCCGUCACCCGGAGGAAGCUGCUUCCGGCCGCCGUGGCUGACGAGGUUAAGGUGAAAGACAUCGUGACGGUGGCCAAAGAUGGCAGCGGAAACUUCACCACCAUCAGCGACGCCAUUGCCGCGGCGCCCAACAAGUCCUCGUCGUCGGCGGGGUACUUUCUGAUCUACGUCAGCGCGGGUGUUUACGAGGAAAACGUGUCCAUUGAUAAGAAGAAGACGUAUUUGAUGAUGAUUGGAGAUGGCAUCAAUCAAACAAUUAUUACCGGGAAUCGCAGUGUUGUUGAUGGAUGGACAACUUUUAAGUCAGCCACCUUUGCGGUGGUUGGCGCGGGAUUCGUGGGUGUGAACAUGACUAUCCGCAACACCGCGGGGGCAGAGAAGCACCAAGCGGUGGCACUUCGCAACGGCGCAGAUCUGUCGACGUUCUACAGGUGCAGCUUCGAGGGGUACCAGGACACGCUGUACGCGCAUUCCCUGCGACAAUUCUACAGAGAAUGCGACAUCUACGGCACGGUGGAUUUCAUCUUCGGAAACGCUGCGGCUGUGUUCCAAAACUGCAACAUGUACCCUCGGCUUCCGAUGAGUGGGCAAUUCAACGCCAUCACCGCACAGGGCCGAACCGACCCCAACCAAAACACGGGCACUUCCAUCCACAACUGCACAAUUAGAGCAGCCGAUGAUUUGGCUGCCAACCUAAAUGCCGCUGAAACUUAUCUGGGAAGGCCUUGGAAAAACUACUCGAGGACGGUUUACAUGCAGAGCUUUAUAGACAGUGUUGUCGAUCCUGCUGGGUGGCGCCAAUGGGACGCUGAUUUUGCUUUGACCACUUUGUACUAUGCCGAGUUUAACAACACCGGACCUGGAUCCACCACUGCUAACAGAGUCACGUGGCAGGGUUACCACGUCAUUAAUGCCACCGAUGCUGCUAAUUUUACCGUCUCUAACUUCUUGCUUGGAGAUAACUGGCUACCCCAGACCGGAGUGCCUUUCGCCAGUAACUUCAUAUAGAAUCAUACAUGUAUACAUCCAUCACUCAUUCACUAUUUCCUAUUAUUUUUUCUAAUUGGCUAAAUAAGCAGAAUACCUAAUCCCUGCAACUGCAAUGUAAAACUACAUUGUUUAUAUUAAUAUGCAAAGCAAAGCUUGUCUGCCGUAUUAUUCCUUUAGCUUUGGUCUUAUUUUCGAUUUCAGGCAGAAGCCUCUCUGUUUCAAUUGCAAACCUUGCCUCGGAUUUGGAUAUAACUUGUGCUCUAUAUAAAAGAAUAUAUAUAUC